AUGGCUUUAGCUAUCUCCCUUACAAUUAUCACUACCAACGGAAAAGAAGAAGAAGAAGAAGAAAAGCCAAAGCCACUUGUUAAGAGUACCAGUACUACUGCUGAUGAAAACAAAUUCAGUCCAGUGAAAAGGGUAAGUCGUUUUCUUGCAGAACAGAAGAACCCAAGAGCUUCAUCAUCAUCAUCAUCAGAUCAUUGUCAAAAAGAUAAUGAUAUUUGUUAUGAAGAUGGAAACCAAGAAUCAACUUGCUGCAACAACAAAUGUGUGGAUUUGAAGAGUGAUUCAAACAAUUGUGGAGCUUGUAAGAAGAAAUGCAAUUAUACACACACUUGUUGUAAUGGUGAGUGUGUGGAUCUGUCUUUCGAUAAGGGGCAUUGUGGACGUUGCUUCAACAAGUGCAUGACUGGAGGUUAUUGCAUAUACGGAAUGUGCGAUUACGCUUAAAACCUUUUGUUGGGUCUCUCUCUUUACUGUUAGAUCGAGAAUCGUCAUUCAUUUCAUAUAGAAUAAAAGACCAC
Messenger RNA from Telopea speciosissima, 518 nucleotides. Its product is annotated as stigma-specific STIG1-like protein 3. The coding region runs from base 1 to 444 and encodes 147 amino acids. Lineage: Eukaryota; Viridiplantae; Streptophyta; Magnoliopsida; Proteales; Proteaceae. The record is from RefSeq and is a predicted model, not a curated record. The transcript is spliced from 2 exons.